CCCCAGCAGGUAAGCCUGCAGGUAGCAGGAGGAGCGUAUGGGAGCAAGGGGCGGAAAGGUUGCGCUGAGCUCACUAUUUGCAUAGACCGUCCAUGGAACGAGCAACAAGAUCGUGUUCGUAUUGCGUUUAAGGAAGUUCUUCAAUUUCGGGAAGGCUAAGAUCUGUAGACUUGGGCAAUUGUACCCUACUUACCUAUCCAGCUAAAUAGUGGAUAAUUCUCGAUACUCGUGUGACUAGAACUUGCGGAAUAUAUAUAUAACAUUUAUAGGAUAGCUAGCUAGCUAGCUAUAUUGCGCAAACGUCAGAAUGUCUGUGCCACUCUCCCACGGAGUUUCGACCUACAGAACAGUGAGCGUAUCUUCGGAAACCUUGCCGGCCACCGCAUCGUCAACGGUCCAAUACACCACCAAUGAAAGCCCCUAUUCAAGCUACCGAACCUUGGGCGUCCCAGUCUCCCCUGUCUCCCCUGUGCAGUACGCGGUAAAUGGAGGCGCAGUGGACGGCAAUGUUGUCUACGGGACUUUGCGCUACCUGGUUCCGGUCGAGCGGAGGGUUAUGCCGACGGAAUCCUACAUGAUCGUCAACAGUGCCCCCCAGAUAAUGGCCAACCAGGCCGUAGCACCUAUGUACAUACGGGGCUACAGUGUGAGCAGUCAGGAUGGACUGGAAGUUCGGCAGCAGUCCGUUGUUGACGUUGAGAGUGUGAACGGGAAAGCGUCCUCGGUGGUGAGCCGCGUCUCCACUCCGCCGAAGAGCCCAGAGCCGGAGCCACAGGAGGAGGAGGUGGUGCAGGUGGAGGAGGAGGAGGAGGUGGUGGUGGAGCCGGUGGUGCAGAGGGUCUCCAGAGUGUCGGUGAGGACGGAGGUCCCGCUGAUCGAACCCCAGGCCAAGCUGGACACGCGCUUCUUCGGCGAGCUGCUGGCGGACAUUUACCGCAAGAACUGCGACAUCCACACCUGCGUCUCCGAGCACGUGUCCAAGAUCCGCGGGCGGAAACAAAUGUUUGACCCCAGUGACUACAAGGUGAGCAAGGAGGAAGUUGAAGCUUUGAUCCCAGAUGGCCUGUCUGAACUCACCAAGCAACAGAUCCGGUACCUGCUGCAGACCCGUAUGACUGCUGAUAACACCAUGAGACUCCUCCUCUCCACCUUCAGCACCCUGAGGGAGGAGCUGAGCCACCUGCAGGGGGACCUGAAGCGGCUGGAGAGCGAGAAGGAGGAGCUGGAGAGGGAUCUGAGCUUCAAGGCGGACCAGGCGCAGCAGUACGACCGGCUGCUGGAGUCCGUGCGGGAGAACAACCGGCAGCUGCAGGCCUCGCUGAAGGAGAGCAGCGCGGCCCAGAGGACCCUGGAGACCCAGCUGAUCAGCAGCCGCAGCAGCGACUCGUCCCUCGACUUCCGCGUGAAGGAGCAGGACGGCCGCCUCAAACUGCUGGAGAAGGAGAACGAGAUGCUGCGCCAAAAGCUGGCCGGACAGGGCAGCAGCAGUAGCGUGGCUCUUCAGACUAAAACGGAAGAGCUCUCCAGGCACUACGAUCAGAUGCUGAGCUCCCUGAGAGAGGAGAAGGACAAGGAGAUGCAGAAUCUCAAGGCUCAGAUGAUGAAGAUGCAGACGGAGUAUUCCUCACAGUCCUCGGGCGACCGCAGCCUGCAGCUGCGCAUCACGGAGCUCAUCAGCACUCUGGAGCAGCGGGAGAUCAUCAUCAAACGGCAGGAGGAGGAGAUAAAAAGGCUUAAAACGGUUGAAAAGACUGACAGCUCCAGCUCCAGCUCCAGCUCCAAGAACGUCACCGUUGUCACCAAGCGGUAUAACACCAAUUACCCCAUCCUGGGCCUGCUGAGUGAUGACUACAAGUAUGAGGCCCCAAUAAGGGAGUCCAAGACUAUCGUCUUCGAGAGCUCAAGGAGGGUCUAAAAUCAGGAGUGAGCUGCAAGAAGACUUUGAAGUUGGGCCUUCCCUCUACACCGACUCCAACGCCCUUUCCCCUUUACCUCUCCCCCUCUCCAACUCUCCCCCUCUCUCCCUCUCCUGCUUUGCAUUCCUGUCCUCAGUCCAGGGUUUUUUUUAGGGGUUUGGUGGUUCAAGACCCUAAAAUCUUUGAUGUGGAGGUGUCCAUGUGUGGGGUGUCUGCAUGUGUGCGUGUGCGUGCGAGUGUGCAUGUGAGUGUGGUGUGUGUGUGUGUGUGUGUGUGUGUGUGUAUGUAUGUGGUGUCUGUGUGUGUGUCUGUCUGUCUGUCUGUCUGUCUGUCUGUCUGUCUGUCUGUCUGUCUGUCUGUCUGUCUGUCUGUCUGUCUGUCUGAUUGCGAGUGCGAGUGAGCGUGUGUCUGUGUAUGUAUUGUCUGUCUGUCUGUGAGUGUGCCUGUGCGUGUGCGAGUGCGAGUGUGUGUGUGUCUGUGUAUGUAUUGUCUGUCUGUCUGUCUGUGAGUGUGCCUGUGCGUGUGCGUGUGCGAGUGCGAGUGCGAGUGCGAGUGUGUGUGUGUGUGUGAUGCAGUUCUUCGGGCAGGAGAGCACUCUGCUUUGGAUGAUCUGAUUAUUACAGUAAACAACCACAGCAGCUUCUAUCAGGUGGCUGCAGCAGUGAAGCACCAGAGCCCGACUAGCCCUGUGUCCCCCUCCCUAUGCUCUCAGCCUGCCACCAGGUGGCAGCACCUGUGCAUGUAAAUACUGCUCUUCAGCAUAGAAAACUGUCCCUUUGGUAUGAAUCAAAAUGUCAUAUUAAUGCUGAUGUUCUCUUUUUGCAUUUUUGCUCCUGCAUAUUUACAUUUACUUUGGUAAUGGUAUAAAUGUUUCUUCAUGUCCUACAUUGAUAAUUUUUAUGGCAAUAUUUUGCAUACUUAAGUGGUGAAUUGGCAGAUUUUUUUUGUAACGAGGUGUUGGUGUGGGGGUAGGAUGCAGGUGUAUUGGUGUAUGUGGAGGCCUCAGGGGAAGGUUAUAUGGUUUUGAGGAAAUACAUAUAAAAUAGAAACUGGAGAUUAUGGGUCUGAGAGGCACCAGAAUGGAAGAUUAUUUGAACCAUUAAAGGAAGAAUCCUCAAUUUCAAUGAGUUUUGGAUAUUAAAAUAGUAAAAAAAUUUUGAAUCAAUGUGAUAAAACAGAUUUUUAAAUUAAAAGCAUUUAGUGUAAAAAGACGUAAGCGUGAAUAAGUGCAACAGAAAUGUAAAAAUUCUCUGGAAUCCAGAAGCCGUGGGUGUGAAGGCUGGGUACUGUAAUGCCUCUGGGACAGGUGCAGUGUGCACCCACAACUCACUGGCUUCAAUCAAGGCUCGCUUCAGCAGCAUGUUAACCUUACCCUUCAUACACAUGAAUGAAAGGUAAAUGUGAUCGCAGGUCACUAUGAAUCACAGCUUAGCGGCUAAAUCACAUAGAGCAGUGCGGUAAAUCACAUAGAGCAGUGCGGUAAAUCACAUAGAGCAGUGCGGUAAAUCACAUAGAGCAGUGCGGUAAAUCACAUAGAGCAGUGCGGUAAAUCACAUAGAGCAGUGCGGUAAAUCACAUAGAGCAGUGCGGUAAAUCACAUAGAGCAGUGCGGUAACAAUGAUUCUGGUUCUGUGCCUUCUCGGUGAUGUCACACUUUUGCAUUCCUGAGACUAACCCUGAUGUUCUCUGAUUCUGUAAGUCACUCUGGAUAAGUCUGCUGAACAAAUUUAAGAUCGUCUGUGAAGGGAAAUCGACUCCUUGCUGGUGUGUCUGACCUCUGGACUGCUCGUGUUGCUCUUUUGUGGAUGUGUUUGGUCAGCGAGGAAUGAAGAGCAAGCUGUGUUGGAUACGACAUUGAGGAAUUAUUAUUUAAAAACAUAAGGAGCAUCUGUUAAGGCCAUAACCUCUCAUCCUCCUCAUGUCCAGCAGAGGGCGCUGCAGUGCAGAACAGCCAAAUCCACACUAGCGCUGCAGUGGCUGGCUGGCAGUGUUUGAGAUGCACUGAGCUGUCCAGAGCUGUUAUAAUUAGAGCUUCAGUAAUGUAUCAGGAUAGCUGGUGUUGUUUUUUUCAUAAUUGAGUGACCUGUCACUUGGCUACUUUUGUUUUUUGGGUCUUGUAAACCUUUCCUUUCUGACAUUUGUAUUUUAAAUAAAAAGUUUGCACUUGG
Messenger RNA from Anguilla rostrata (American eel), 4084 nucleotides. RefSeq names its product POF1B actin binding protein (gene pof1b). Gene Ontology annotation, molecular function: actin filament binding. The transcript has 13 exons. Gene Ontology annotation, cellular component: actin filament; adherens junction; bicellular tight junction. The coding region runs from base 308 to 1915 and encodes 535 amino acids. Lineage: Eukaryota; Metazoa; Chordata; Actinopteri; Anguilliformes; Anguillidae. Gene Ontology annotation, biological process: actin filament organization; epithelial cell morphogenesis; bicellular tight junction assembly. The record is from RefSeq and is a predicted model, not a curated record.